CAAUUUCGGAAGUGCUACAAGGUACAUGUUUUGGGGAUGUUUAGGGCGGCAGAAAACGAAUCGAGCGGCGCUCUGAUGGCCAGAAGCAUCCAAUCGUAACAGAGGCGGAAGAGUAUCGUCUGUGUUUCGAGGCUGACCCAUUUUCCGUUUCGCUUGCACCCGACACGUGCUCGUCACCGCCACUCCCAUGGGGAAGGCAGGAAUCGAAUCUACUACACACCAAGUGGUGGGGAACCGGCGUUCUGUGGCUUGGUAAUUAUGUUGCCGACGCUGCGUGCGCAUAAAAUUCUUGAAGGUUUCUCGUUCAUCCAACACCGAGCAUACCAGCACAUGCCACUGGCAUGUUGAACGAAGGACGAAGGGCAGAACAGCGCGAGUGAGAUUUCGCCAAACCCCUCUCAAGCCACAUGCAGUCGGUGUUGGAGUGCUGUAGGGUGCUGUACGUUACAUGUUGCUUAUUAAAACCUCCUCGGUAGAACGAAACAGAGUGGAUAUUGGUUCUACAAAAAGUGCUGAAUAGCGUGCUAUUUAAAACGUAUGCUCCAUUCGCCCCAGCUGCUGUUUACUUAACGCGUCGAAAUGGAUCAGGUGGAUGAACAACAACCGAAAACACCGAACCCUUCCCCAACCGACAGCGAUCUAACCGUCGACGACAAUCCACUGGAGAUGAAGCUGCCAUCCGGCAAAGGAAUGGGAAUGAAUUUGACCAACGGAUCUAGCGGAAUGCGUGGUGGAAACGUAGAACGGUGCGGUUCGCCCUGGCAGCGUAAGCAACUUGUUGAUGUGAAACCACACGGAAGCCUCGAUCUGAGUAAGCUGGGCAUGCGUCGUAACUCCAGCUACGGCAAGAUGCCAUCGGAGGCACCGGAGGCACGGGUACUCGUUAUCUACACCGGUGGUACGAUCGGUAUGAUGCGGAACGAGAAAAAUGCCCUGGAACCGAGGCCACUCGAGUUUGUGCGCAGAAUACGUCAGUACCCCAACAUGCACGAUGAUGUGUACGCAACGAAGCGGUACGGUCCAGCGAAAAACAUGGCCCCGCUAGUGCUGCCGUACGUCGAAGGUCAACAUCGGCGCAUUCUGUACCAGAUAUCGGAGUACGAACCGUUGCUCGACUCAUCCAACAUGACCAUCAGCGAUUGGGUGCGCAUUGCCACCGAUAUUCGUCAGUCGUACGAGUUCUUCGAUGGGUUCGUUAUUCUACAUGGCACGGACACUCUGUCCUAUACCGCGUCGGCCCUAUCGUUCAUGUUCGAGAAUCUUGGCAAGACGAUUAUCAUCACCGGCUCGCAGAUACCGAUCUUCGAGACGCGCACCGAUGGCAAGGAUAAUUUCAUGUCGGCGCUCAUACUGGCCGGUAACUACGUUAUACCGGAGGUGUGCAUCUUCUUCAACAGCCGGCUGUUCCGGGGUAAUCGGACGAUCAAGGUGAGCAGCGAAUCGCUGGACGCUUUCAAUUCGCCGAAUGCCGCUGCUCUGGCCAAGAUGGGCAUCAAUGUGGAGGUCGACUAUCGGGGUAUCUUUCGGCCAUGUACGGUCGACAAGUUCACCGUACAUCUGCAGAUGGAUGAGAACGUGGGGCUGUUGCGGCUGUUCCCUAGCAUCUCGGUGGCUACAGUGCACGCCUUCUUGCAAGCACCGAUGCGCGGUGUAGUCCUCCAGACGUACGGGGCCGGUAAUUUCCCCACCAACCGAUUAGAUCUAAUCGCAGCGCUGCAGGAAGCAAGUGAACGCCAGGUGUUGAUCGUAAACUGUACCCAAUGCAGCGAAGGAGCGGUAUGUGACCUCUACGAAACGGGCCGCCAGCUGCAGGAUGUCGGUGUGAUCCCGGGUUACGAUAUGACGCCCGAGGCCGCUCUCGCUAAACUAUCAUACGUGCUCAGCAAGCAAGAGUGGGAUUGGGAAACGAAGCAGAAGAUGAUGAAGAACAAUCUGCGAGGAGAGCUGACCUGCGAGAAACCACCGGAAAUGCAAGAAUACGAUUUGAUCGAUGCCGUCGCUCGAACACUUCACCUGACCUCGACAAAGGAACUGAGCCAACUCAAAUCCUCACUGUUUCCGGCCAUGGUCAACACAGCCGUACUUGCAGGCGAUUUAACGAAGCUAACAAACCUCAAAGGAUACGGUGCGAACAUGUCGGCCGAGAACUACGAUCACCGGACGGCAUUGCAUGUGGCUUGCUGUGAGGGUAACAUUGAAAUGGUGGAGUAUCUGCUGCAACAUGGUGCGGCUGUCCACAUUCGCGAUCGCUACGAUCGUACCCCGCUCGCGGAUGCAAUCAUGCAUGACCAUCAUCAGGCGAUACGGUUGCUGAUCAAGUGUGGUGCCCAUCUGACUGGGUCCAUCCGUGCCAUCGGAGAUAGUUUAUGUGCCGCCGCGGCUCGGAAUCAGUUGACACGCCUCGAAUCUUAUCGAAUCGCCGGAGCGGACCUGUCGCAGGAAGAUUCGACCGGCCGGACUGCGCUACACGUGGCCGCCAUGUAUGGUCACGUGGAAAUGGUACAGUAUUUGGUGAAAAACUACGCGGAAGUUAAUGCGAUCGAUUACCUCGGUCUGACACCAUUAGACUAUGCGCUGAAGGUGAACUCCGACGCUGUUGUAAACGUGCUGAGCGAGCACGAGGCACGUCGAGGCGAUGAGCUAUCGUUUGAGACGAUGGAGAAGAGACCACCGAUAACGGAAUCUUUCGAUUGAAUGGCCAAAGGCACACGCUUACGUACAGUCUACGUGUACGCUAGGUCACGAGUGUAAUGUAAACAGUUUGUGAUAAUUGAUAAGAAAUAGAGAUCUAAUAAAUAGCUGAACG
This is a messenger RNA of Anopheles darlingi, 2806 nucleotides long. Its product is annotated as L-asparaginase-like. The transcript has 5 exons. Bases 580 to 2694 code for a protein of 704 amino acids. Gene Ontology annotation, biological process: amino acid metabolic process. Lineage: Eukaryota; Metazoa; Arthropoda; Insecta; Diptera; Culicidae. Gene Ontology annotation, molecular function: asparaginase activity; protein binding. The record is from RefSeq and is a predicted model, not a curated record.